Molecule: messenger RNA, 696 nt
Organism: Verticillium nonalfalfae
Lineage: Eukaryota; Fungi; Ascomycota; Sordariomycetes; Glomerellales; Plectosphaerellaceae
Exons: 3
Coding region: 1-696 (231 amino acids)
Molecular function (GO): monooxygenase activity; oxidoreductase activity, acting on paired donors, with incorporation or reduction of molecular oxygen; heme binding
Source: RefSeq, a predicted model, not a curated record
AUGCGCAAUACCAUUGGCUUCGUCAUUGGGGCAUUGUUUGCAGGCCAGCUGAACACUGGCAUCAACGCCGCCUGGGUAUUAGUCAAGUUGGCCCAGAAUGACCAUUGGACGGCUCGGGUCCGUAACGAAGUUGACGCUGUUGCUGUCAGGUACAGGAAGUAUCAUGGCCAGCCCACUACCGAAGUACUUGGGUCUCUCACAUUGGACGAUUGGGAAUCAGAAUUUCCCAACAUCGGCUUGUGCUUCCAUGAAAGCAUUCGAUUGGCAUUGACCGGAAGCUCAUUUCGAAAGAACAUCUCUGGGCAGGAUAUCCCAAUUGGUAACUCAGGAGAAGUCAUCCCCCGCGAUGCUUAUGCAGCAUACCUUCACGAUGAGCUUCAUAUGAACCCCGAUGUCUACCCCAAUCCUACUGAGUUCGACCCCGGGAGGCAUCUGGAUGAGCGAGGCGAGGGCAAGAAUGUCCCUCAUGGCUACAUCGGAUGGGGUUCCGGCCUACACCCAUGCAUUGGCAUGAAGAUUGCCAAGACUGAAAUGACCAUUGUCUUGGCGUAUUUCAUAGCCAUGUUCGAAUUUGAGCUAUCUGACAAGCAUGGCAACAAGAUCAAUAGCGAGCCUUGUCGGAUCAAUCGCAAUGCAGAGCUUGCGGAAAAGCCACGUUCUCACAUAUAUCUUCGCUACAGACGCCGGUCGGCGUGA